AUGUUCGGGUUUAAAAAUAUUUUGUUUCAAUCGGUGAUUUUUUUAGUGUGGAUUUCACAAAAUUAUACAUUUGGAAGUGAAAUCUUGUGGCAUAUAUGCACAUAUUUAAUAUACGCUAACCUGGUGUUAUGUGUGCUUAUGUACGAUUACGAUUAUUGGGUAAACCGGGGUGUGUUUUCUCCCCCGGCUUUGCCUGUGGUGGGACAUAUCGGGCCUGUGGUCGCGGGGAAAGAACAAGGAGGAAUUUGCUUUAAGAAAAUCUACGACAAAUAUAAGGACAAAAAGAUUUUAGGCAUUCACCAAUUUUUUCGGCGAACUCUCGUCAUCUGCGACCCUGAGCUCAUCAAACGAGUAUGUGUCAACGACUUCAUGUACUUCACGGAUAGAGGAUUCUUCUUCGACAACGAGUUGGAUCCUCUUGCUGGAUCCGUUUUGUACUUGCGAGGAAAUGAGUGGAAGAGAUUACGGGCCAAGAUAUCUCCGAUAUUCUCACCAAUAAAACUUAAAGGAAUGCUACCAAUAAUAGAGAAUACAGCAAACGAGUUUGUUCUACGAAUACAAAAACUUCUAACUGAAGCAAACAAUGAAAAAUCAAAAGAAUCUAAUGCGAUUGAAAAAGAGUACAAUAAUAACGACAAUAAAUCUGCAGUGGUAAAUUCUGAUGAACUAGUGGGAGGCUACACGGCUGACGCGAUAGUACCGUGUGCUUUUGGUGUCAAGAGUCACGUGAUGGACAACGCUAACGAUCCAUUUGCGGUGGCACUUGGAGCAUUUUAUGAAUUAUCAUUCUUCAACAUCUUUGAGAAAAUGAUGAGACACCUGUGGCCGGCUUUCGUGUUGUUUUUCAAAAUGAGAAUCAUACCAAAGAAAACACAUGAUUUCUUCUACAACAUCGUAACCAACGUCAUCAAAGAUAGGAAAAACGGAGUACAAGAAAAACGUGGUGACUUCAUUGACAUGAUGAUGGCUUUGAGGAACGAAGACAGAACUGAUCCUGCAGAGAAGGAAAACGAAGUUAAGAUCACGGACAUGGUGAUAGCAGCAAAUGCUUUUAUAAUCUUUCUUGGCGGUUACGAAACAACUUCCUCAACGCUGGCCUUCAUGUUCCUGGAACUGGCGGCACAUCAAGAAAUCCAGGAGACGAUGAGAGACGAGAUAAAGGAAGUGUACAAGAAACACGGCGGUAAAAUGAGUUCUGAAAUGUUGCAGGACUUAACCUACAUGGAUAUGGUUAUACAGGAGAUAUUGCGCUUGUAUCCCCCAUUCCCCACCAUUCAGCGCAUGUGCACGAAGGACUACCACAUCCCGGGCACCGACGUGGUGCUGGAGAAGGGCACCAUCGUGGUGUUCCCCACGCUGGGCCUACAUAGAGAUGAUCAGUACUUCCCCGAUGCGGAAUCGUUCCGCCCGUCACGCUGGCGGGCAGCGGACGCGGGCGCGGGCGCGGAGGCGGGCGAGGGGGCGCGGGCGGGCGCGGGCGCGGGCGCGGCGGCGGGCGUGUACGCGCCCUUCGGGGACGGGCCGCGCUACUGCGUCGGUAAAAGGUUCGCACUGAACCAAAUGAAAUGCUGUCUCGUAAAGCUGCUGACACACGUGCGCAUAACGCCCGCGACCAAACUCGACGAGCGCGGCCGAACGUUCGUCGAACCGCGAGUGAAACCUUUCGAUGUUGACAUUCGAGCGCCGAUGACGUUACACCCCGCUGAUUCUAGAGUAACACUUAGCUUGUUAUGACGUCACAUGGUAAGGAUUUGUAUAUAAAAUACGAUAGUCGGUACCUUAUUAAUAUAUAUGAUGUUUAU
This is a messenger RNA of Vanessa atalanta (red admiral), 1802 nucleotides long. Its product is annotated as cytochrome P450 6B5-like. The coding region runs from base 1 to 1734 and encodes 577 amino acids. Gene Ontology annotation, molecular function: heme binding; iron ion binding; oxidoreductase activity, acting on paired donors, with incorporation or reduction of molecular oxygen. Lineage: Eukaryota; Metazoa; Arthropoda; Insecta; Lepidoptera; Nymphalidae. The record is from RefSeq and is a predicted model, not a curated record. The transcript has 9 exons.